CAUUACCGAAGUUGCGCUGAUGCUAACGAUGAAGCAAGGACCCAUAAGCCCCUACGUCAUCCAACUAUAUGAGUGGUUUGAGCACCCUCAAGUAUUCACUCUCGUGAUGGAGAAUCCGGAUCCCUGCGAGAGCUUGUUGGACUUCAUCAACAAUAACCCUAACAUGAAUGAGACAACAGCGCGGCUCAUCAUGUGUCAGGCGGUGCAAGCAGUACUGCACUGCAUUGAGCACAGUGUUUUUCAUAAUGAUAUUCAUCCAGAUAAUAUCCUGUUGAGAAAACACACUUUGGAGCUCAAGUUAAUAGACUUUGGCUGUGGUCAUCUACUUAGUAGUAAUGGCUAUAAUCGCAGUCAAUAUAGAGGAAUACAGGCUUACUACCCACCUGAGCUCUUCACCUGUGGCAGAUUCUACGCCACCUCUACAAACGUCUGGGCUCUAGGAGUGUUGUUGUAUGAGAUGGUGAACACGUGUUCUCCAUUUUGCAAUAUAACUGAAAUCACACAAGCCGAAAUUAGGUUUGAAAACCCAGAUUUAUCCAAAGGUGAGAGAAUAGCACUAACAACACACACAUACAGCUUCUGCACAGAAGUAACAAACACUGGUAGAAAAUGUCCUGUCUAAAACACAG
Messenger RNA from Carassius auratus (goldfish), 629 nucleotides. RefSeq names its product serine/threonine-protein kinase pim-1-like. Gene Ontology annotation, cellular component: cytoplasm. The record is from RefSeq and is a predicted model, not a curated record. Gene Ontology annotation, biological process: regulation of mitotic cell cycle; negative regulation of apoptotic process; protein autophosphorylation. The transcript has 2 exons. NCBI's taxonomy places the organism in Eukaryota, Metazoa, Chordata, Actinopteri, Cypriniformes, Cyprinidae. Bases 20 to 622 code for a protein of 200 amino acids. Gene Ontology annotation, molecular function: ATP binding; protein serine/threonine kinase activity.